Molecule: messenger RNA, 6599 nt
Organism: Monopterus albus (swamp eel)
Lineage: Eukaryota; Metazoa; Chordata; Actinopteri; Synbranchiformes; Synbranchidae
Gene: esyt1b
Product: extended synaptotagmin-like protein 1b
Exons: 53
Coding region: 571-6003 (1810 amino acids)
Biological process (GO): lipid transport
Cellular component (GO): endoplasmic reticulum membrane
Molecular function (GO): calcium ion binding; phosphatidylethanolamine binding; phosphatidylcholine binding
Source: RefSeq, a predicted model, not a curated record
GAGGGGAGUGCCCAGUCUGCUGUUUUAAAAUAACCAGAGCAGCAGAAAGUAUGGUCUAGAAGUUCUGUGCGUUAGCGAUAUGACGCCGGGCUCUAGCUAAAGGGCUGCAUCUCAAUAGUCUCCUGUGCGCUUCAUCAAACAGGUAAAGUUCCUUUUUAAACAGACAACUAAAGGGACAUUUGAGUAAUAUCCGUUAUGCAUAGGUAAUCUCCGUUUGCUGCAGUAAUUACGCAGUCACAACAAAACUGUCUUGCCGCAGCAGUGAAAGAGUCAAAUAUGGAUUUUUUUGUUUCAGUGGGCGUGUUUUCAUCCAGAUAACUGGACUGGGAGAGGAGCAGAGUCUUCUGUCGAGCACUUCUCCUGUACCUACGUGUGCUUUCCAUUGAAGGGCUCCCACUCGGCGAUAAUAAACAUUUAGCUUUAGUUAAAUCUCAUUCAGAAGAUGCGACACGCAGACGGGCGGUGAACGAGCCAGCGUGGCAACGACGUGCGUUCAAACACGCUAAAAGUUGUUUUUUUUAUUAUUCAAAGUUGCCUUUUUAGUGAUAAUUUGUUUCAGAAGAUACUACUAUGCAAACCGACAAAUCGGAGCCGAGUGAACCCAAGGGCGCAGAGAGUCCGACGACAGGAGACACCGAGAAGACGGGACUGGACACCCAGGUGAAAGAAGCUCCCAAACCGAAGGGCAUAAGUGCAGUGGCCGUGCUCUGGACGUUUGGGAAAUGUCUGGGCGCCUUGUUGCCCGUUUACCUGGCUGGUUACUACCGCGUCAGCACCGGUCUGCUGGUGUGCGGCAUGAUGGUCUACACGGGAUGGAAACAUGCCCGAGAAGCCAAGGAGGCGCGCCUGAAGUCAGCCAUAUAUUUCGACAACGACCAGGAGUUCACGUCCACGGGGGUGUCCAAAAUCAAACGGGACCUUCCCGCAUGGGUCAACUUUCCAGAUGUUGAGAAGGUCGAGUGGCUAAAUAAGGUGCUGCAGCAGGUGUGGCCCUUUGUUGGCCAAUACAUGGAGAAGCUGCUGGUGGAAACCAUCGCCCCGUCCAUCCGAGCCUCAAGCACCCACCUCCAGACCCUCAGCUUCACAAAAGUGGACAUGGGAAACAAGGCCAUGAAGGUCGUAGGGAUCAAGGCACACACAGAGAAUGAAAAGGGACAAGUGUUGCUUGAUCUCUAUAUCAGCUAUGUCGGUAACGUAGAGAUCAACGUUGAGGUGAAAAGAUACUUCUGCAAAGCUGGAGUCAAAGGAAUACAGCUACAGGGGAUGAUGAGGGUGAUUCUGGAGCCGCUGAUUGGGGACGUCCCCAUUGUGGGUGCGGUCACCAUGUUUUUCAUCCGGAGGCCCCAACUAGACAUCAAUUGGACUGGACUGACUAAUUUGUUGGACAUCCCUGGACUGAAUGUCAUGUCAGACAGCAUGAUUAUGGAUGCCAUUGCCUCCUUCUUGGUUUUACCAAACCGCCUCGUUGUCCCCCUGGUUCCUGGUCUGCAUGUGGCUCAGCUACGUUCUCCUUUGCCCAGGGGUGUGGUACGCAUCCACCUAUUGGAGGCACAGAAUCUAGCAGCAAAAGACAAUUAUGUGAAAGGGGUCAUGGCUGGCUUGUCUGACCCCUAUGCCAUACUGAGGGUGGGCCCUCAGACCUUCACCUCCCGACACAUUGACAACACAGAUGCUCCUAAAUGGGGAGAAAUGUACGAGGUUAUAGUCCAUGAAGUGCCUGGUCAGGAGUUGGAGGUGGAGGUAUAUGACAAAGACCCAGACCAGGAUGACUUCCUGGGCAGGACUAAAUUGGAUUUGGGCAUUGUGAAGAAAUCCAUAGCUGUCGAUGAUUGGUUCACUUUGAAAGACACUAAGUCCGGACGGGUUCAUUUGAGACUGGAGUGGUUGGCCUUGCUGCCCAGCACCGAUCAACUAGAGCAGAUCCUAAAGAGGAAUGAGAGUGUGACGGUUAAGACUGAAGAUCCACCUUCUUCUGCCAUUUUGGUUGUAUAUCUGGACAAGGCAGAGGCGCUUCCUAUGAAGAAGGGAAACAAAGAGCCCAGUCCCAUGGUGCAGCUGUCUGUGCAGGACAUCACUAAAGAGAGCAAGACUUGUCUCACAACUGUUAAUCCAGAAUGGGCAGAAGCUUUCACCUUCUUCAUCCACGAUCCUCGCAAGCAGGACAUAGCCAUUCAGGUGAAGGAUGCUGACCGUGUGCAGACGUUGGGCACUCUGACCAUCCCAGUGUCCCGUCUGCUGUCCAGUGCCAGUCUUUCUCUGGACCAGUGGUUCCAGUUGGACAACUCUGGAUCUGCCAGUCGCAUCUAUAUCAAUACAGUUCUCAGGGUCCUGUGGUUAGAUGAGGAACAUAUUGCAUCUGGUGUGUCAUCUAAUAUGGCGGCUGGACUGUCCGAAGAGCUGCCCCAGCAGACCUCUCCUCAUCCUAGCUUUGCCACAGAGGGGUUGCUCAGAAUUCACCUGCUGGCGGGCCAGAAUCUUGUUCCGAAAGAUAACUUGAUGGGAGGAAUGGUAAAAGGCAAGAGUGACCCCUAUGCCAAGAUCAACAUGGGGGGCGAAACAUUCACCAGUCAUGUUGUCCAGGGCAAUCUCAACCCCACCUGGAAUGAGAUGUAUGAGGUGAUUUUAACCCAGCUGCCAGGGCAGGAGCUGCAUGUGGAGGUGUUUGAUAAAGACAUGGACAUGAAGGAUGACUUCAUGGGCAGGCUGAAGAUCAAUCUAAAGGACAUCAUAGAUUCUCAGUACACUGAUCAGUGGUACACCCUCAGUGAUGUGAGGUGUGGGCGACUUCACCUGGUACUGGAAUGGGUUCCAACAGUUUCACAGUCAGACAGAUUGGAAGACGUGCUUCAGUUCAUUUCCAAGCAGUCCUACCAGAACAAGGCAGUGCCCUCAGCCGGGCUACUGUUUGUUUAUAUCGAACAAGCAGAUGGCUUACCAGUGAAGAAGAGUGGAAAAGAUCCAAAAGUGGGAGCAGAGAUUACUCUUGGAGAAACAUCUCGCAAAACUACAGUGUGUGAUCGCACCACAUCACCUCAGUGGAAUGAGGCAUUCUGCUUCCAGGUUCGAGACCCCAGAAAAGAUAGUCUUGUGGUUAAGCUCUCCCACAGCUGGACCCUCCCAAUUGGUUCCCUGGUGGUUCCUGUUAGAGAGCUGCUGUCUGAACCAGACCUGGUCCUGGACCAGUGGUUCCAUCUGGAUGGAGCCUCACCUGAGAGUCAGGUUCUUUUAAGGGCUGAACUAAAGAUGCUGAUUUCUAGCAAAUGUCCUGGUGCCCCUGAAAAGGCUAAGGUCACUUUAGUGUCCGACCCCUCCCCUGCUCAGCUUAAACAAGUGACAGACACAGUGAUGAGGUCAAGCUCAGUGGACACACCUCCUGUGGAGACAGUUGUCUCCUCAGUGAGUUUGCAUAAGGAUGCUGAUGUAAAGGAAAAAGCAGGUGAUGUGACUGAAGAGAAGCUGGAAGAAUCACCAAGCCCUGCUAUAACACGUCCUGCUCAUACCUCCCCAGACCUCAGCUUUGCCAGUGAGGGGCUGCUGAGAAUCAUCCUGUUGGAGGCCCAGAGUCUGGUUGCUAAAGACAACAUGAUGAGUGGACUGGUGAAGGGCAAGAGUGACCCCUAUGGCAAGAUCAGUGUUGGAGAGGUCACGUUUAGGAGUAAUGUGAUCAAGGAGAAUCUCAACCCUGUCUGGAAUGAGAUGUAUGAGGUGGUGCUGAGGCCUCAGCCAGGACAAGAGGUACAAGUAGAGCUGUUUGACAAAGACAUGGACAAGGAUGACUUCUUGGGCAGAUUCAAAAUCAGCAUGGCAGACAUCAUCCGUUCUCAGUACACAGACCAAUGGUACACCUUGAAUGAAGUGAAAUCUGGGCGUGUUCGCCUGAUACUGGAGUGGGUUCCUGAAGUGUCUCAUAAUGACACCCUGGACCAAGUAAUGCAGAUGCAGUCUCUCCAGUGUUACCAGAACAAGGCUGUUCCCUCUGCAGCUCUGCUCUUUGUCUAUGUAGACAGAGCACACUCAUUGCCUUUUAAGAAAAGUGGAAGUGAGCCCAAGGCUGGGGCUGAGCUUGCAUUUGGUAAAACAACCUACAAAACCAAGGUGUGUGAUCGAUCCAGAUCACCUCAGUGGAAGGAAGCAUUCUACUUUUUGGUUCGGGACCCUAGAGAGGAGAUGCUCAUAGUGAAGUUGUCCAGUGCGUGGGACCAGCCAAUGGGGUCUCUGGUGCUUCCUGUGAGAGAGCUGCUCUCUGAGCCACAGUUGGUUCUGGACCAGUGGAUGCAUCUGGAUGGAGCUUUACCUGAAAGUGAGAUCUUACUGAGGGCGGAACUCAAGAUCCUUAAUUCAAGGAUGACUGAAGCUCCACAGCCAUCUGUAACUGGUUCAAAGAAAGAGGAACUGGUUACCAUCACUGACAAAACAUCUAAAGCAGCUAGUGAGGAGGAAAAACACUCACAGCUGCCAACACAUGAGUCUGUUGCAGCAGCCAGCAAAUCUACACCCGCUGAGCCAUCUGCCAUUCACACUGCGUCUGAUACAUUCCCUGCUGCUGCACUGUUGAAAGAACCAACAGAUGCAGAAGAGCAUCCCACACAGUCGAACAAAGCAGUGAAAGGAGACACUGAACCACAGCAAAUACAAACAAAGUGUGGCGGGCUAGAUGACCUCACCCACGCCACGGAGCUCAAAGAAAUCCCCAAAGCUGGUGAAGUUCUUCCACCACACACCAAGCCCAGCCAGGACUUUGGUAAAGAGGGGCUGCUGAGGAUUCACCUGCUGGAGGCCCAGAAACUGGUUGCCAAGGACAACCUGAUGGGUGGCAUGGUGAAGGGCAAGAGUGACCCCUACGUCAAGAUCAGCAUAGGGGGGGUUACAUUUAAGAGUCGCAUUAUCAAAGAGAAUCUCAACCCAACAUGGAAUGAAAUGUAUGAGCUGGUUUUGAGUGAGCACAGCGUCCAGGAGAUCAAGUUUGAAGCCUUUGAUAAGGAUAUAGAUUCGGAUGACUUCCUUGGCAGAUUCAGCAUUAAGCUAAAUGAGGUCAUCAGAUCACAGUACACGGAUCAGUGGUACACUCUAAAUGAUGUGAAGUCCGGACAGGUUCACUUGAUACUGGAAUGGGUUCCUAAAGUGUCAAGUUCAGCAAGACUUGACCAGGUACUGCAGCUUCAGACUCUCCAGUCGUAUCAGAACAAAGCUGUCCCCACUGCUGCUCUGCUCUUUGUGCAUUUGGAGAGAGCACAUUCAUUACCUUUGAAAAAAAGUGGUAAGGAGCCCAAAGCAGGAGCUAAGCUUAUUCUUGGUGAAACAACAUACAAAACCAAAAUGUGCGACCGCAGCAACAGCCCUCAGUGGAAUGAGUGGUUCUACUUCCUGGUCCGUGACCCUAAACAUCAGAUGCUUCUAGUAAAGUUGUCGAGUGGCUGGGUCCAGCCAAUAGGAAAUUUGGUUCUUCCUGUCAAGGAGCUGCUUGCCAAGCCACAGCUAGUCCUGGACCAGUGGUUGGAUCUGGACGGAGCUUCUCCUGAGAGCCAGAUCCUGCUGAGGGCUGAGCUCAAGAUUCUGAAUUCCAAAAUGGUGGAUAUGAUCAGUGCCGGGACUCUGCCCUGUGCUGCCUCUGCUGGAAAUGGGCAGGUGAAGCUGUCUCUCUCAUAUGCCUCGCAAGAGAGAAAGCUCAUUAUCAUCGUCCACGCCUGCAGAAGUCUUUUGUCUCAAAGUAAAGAUGGUGUCGACAGCUACGUCUCGCUCUUGCUGCUGCCAGACAAAACCAAGGCCACCAAGAAGAAGACAGCAGUGAAGAAAAGAGACCUCAACCCAGAAUACAAUGAGAGGUUUGAGUAUGACCUGCCUAUGGAGGAGACAAGAUUCAAAUGCCUCAGUGUUUCAGUGAAGAAUAACUCGUCCUCGUUCAGGGGCCGCGACAUUAUUGGGCAGGUGCAGAUUGAGUUGGCUGAGGUUGACCUGAUUUCUGGUGUCACAGAAUGGUUCACUCUGAAAGACGAAGCUGAAUAGUCGCUCUGCUCGCUGUUGCCGUAUAGUGAUAAAGAUGUCAUCACUCAACUCAGCAUUACAGUAUGUCUUUGCUGCAAGUCACACUGAUGCCUUCUCCUUCCCAUCUCUGCUUGGUGUCGCUGUGGCAGCCUUACCUGCACCCGCCCAGCUUUGUCUAUCAACAUAUAUAGAAAAGAGCUGCACUAUACGUACAUAGAUCAGUACUCUCACCAAAGAUUAGUUGGCUGAAGUAUACGAGUUGUCAAGGACAAAGUGCAAGUUAGUAUUGACUUAAGGUUUCUUUAUAAUAUGAAGAAAUAUAAGAUUGAGUGGAACAAGUGAAAGAUGUAUACAUUGAAGCCAUUAUUUUAUUACUCAUAUCUUGCUAAUGCCAUUUAAGUAUGUUGGAUCUGUUGUAUUACAGGCUUACAUUGAAGUUAUUUUAUAUUUCACACAAUUACCCUGUAUUGUGUUUGACAGUGCACUGAAAAUUAUCACAAGAUUUGUUUCUCUGUUAGUACUAGACUUGUUUUUGUUACACCUAUUCACAAUUAGAUCAGUUGAAUUCUGUGUGUAUAUUUGCAAAAAUUAUAAAUCAGAUGGGAUACUGCGUGUUG